AUGGAACUUCCAGUAGACAUCAUGCUAGACAUCUUAACACGUUUACUCACCGAAUCAGUUUUGGAAUCCAAAUUGGUAUCCAAAACUUGGAGAGAUGUUAUUCGCCAUCCAUCCUUCUCUAAAAAGCAUUCAAAUCGUCUUUUAUCUGUUGCUGGUGAUUCAGGUAAUUUGGGUUUUAUCUUGUCUAACUAUUUUGAUUCGGAAAAAGCCUACUAUGUUGAAUACAGUGAGAAUAAUGACACACCCAUUAUUAGAACUAGAAGGGUCAGUUUACCCCCUGAAUUCAAUUGUUAUACCUUUGUGGGUUUCUGUAAUGGGUUAAUCUGUCUUCAGAAUAUUGGUGUAUUUAUUAUUUGGAACCCCAUUACUAAAGAGCACGUUUUUCUUUCAGGGUUUACAUUAAAGUGUCAGUACUAUGGUUUUGGUUACCUUGCUUCAACUAAUGAGUAUAAAGUUGUUAGAAUAAAUGAUCCAGAACCCAAUUCACCCGAUUCUUUAGAAAUCGAGGUAUACACUCUAGGCAGUGGCAAUGGAUGGAAAAAUGUUGGAAAACUCAACUCUAGAAUUAGCUCUGCCAGAAUAGGUGCCCUUGCAAAUGGAGCUCUUCAUUGGAUAGCCCGUGGGAAGGAAAGGAGGAUUAUGUCCUUCGAUUUGGUUGAUGAAAAGAUUCGUGAAAAUUCAUUACCCACACUUUCACGAAGUACAAAUCGGGAUGUAAUCCUUAAUCUUGUUGGGGCUUUGGGUGAUAUUUUGAUGUGUGUCAAUUAUUUGAGAGACAAAAGUGAUAGGUCUCUUGACAUAUGGUUAUUUAAGGAAAAUGGUACUUAUGACAUGAAUUGGCAGGUAUAUUUUAAGUCAAUAAGCUGCAGUGAAGAGUUUAACUUGGGUGAUAUGGAACCAUUUGCCAUUACAAACAGUGGUGCAGUUCUGUGUUUCAUAGCGAGCCACACAAAUACCACCAUCUGUCGUUAUGACUUAAAAUCGUCCUCUGUAAAGAUGCUUGUCAGUCUUGAUAAAGAAUUUCAUCUUUCACCAUUUUCUCACAUGAAAAGUUUAGUUUCAUUGAAAGCUUUAGGAGAAGAAAAUACAAUAAUACCACAACUUAAAAUCGUCUUCUCUGGAGAUGCUUGUCAGCCUUGA
This is a messenger RNA of Papaver somniferum (opium poppy), 1140 nucleotides long. Its product is annotated as F-box protein At3g07870-like. The transcript has a single exon. Bases 1 to 1140 code for a protein of 379 amino acids. Lineage: Eukaryota; Viridiplantae; Streptophyta; Magnoliopsida; Ranunculales; Papaveraceae. The record is from RefSeq and is a predicted model, not a curated record. Gene Ontology annotation, molecular function: protein binding.